This is a messenger RNA of Herpailurus yagouaroundi (jaguarundi), 3259 nucleotides long. RefSeq names its product ATPase H+ transporting V0 subunit a4 (gene ATP6V0A4). Gene Ontology annotation, molecular function: proton-transporting ATPase activity, rotational mechanism; ATPase binding. Gene Ontology annotation, biological process: proton transmembrane transport; vacuolar acidification. Gene Ontology annotation, cellular component: vacuolar proton-transporting V-type ATPase, V0 domain; vacuolar proton-transporting V-type ATPase complex; plasma membrane. The transcript is spliced from 24 exons. Lineage: Eukaryota; Metazoa; Chordata; Mammalia; Carnivora; Felidae. Bases 406 to 2928 code for a protein of 840 amino acids. The record is from RefSeq and is a predicted model, not a curated record.
AUGCUGAGAGGAAGGCGUCUGUCUGCACUAUCUCCACAGAGGAGUGCUGCGUGCCAUGGGUCCUGUAUGCACCGUGUCCGCAGGAGCUUGAAAGCAGUGUUGUCAGAGUGAUUCCUGGGCACCGGGACAUUUGAGGACGUCUGCACCACCCACUGACUGGGGGACCCAGCAAACCCCAGGGGGGCUGAAGAGCAGAAUGAGAGUUGCCAGUUCGAAUCCUUCUGCUCUGCGCUGUGGGUCCUGAGUUCAGCCUUCAGAAGUCUGACCAGGCCUCGUCACAGGCCACCUGCUCCCCCCAGGGGCCCUGGCCUCCGCUCCCCCAGGUUCAAGCUGCCCCUUCUCAGCUGAUCUUCCCAAACUGCCUGCAUUCACCCUGCUGCCUCCCAAGACCAAGGCUGUGUCAAGAUGGCGUCCGUGUUUCGCAGUGAGGAGAUGUGUUUGUCCCAGCUGUUUCUCCAGGUGGAGGCUGCAUAUUGCUGUGUGGCUGAGCUUGGGGAGCUUGGACUGGUUCAGUUCAAAGAUUUAAAUGUGAAUGUGAACAGCUUCCAAAGAAAAUUUGUGAAUGAAGUCAGAAGGUGUGAGUCGCUGGAGAGAAUUCUCCGUUUUCUGGAAGAUGAGAUGCAAAAUGAGAUCACAGUUCAAUUGCCAGAGAAAGCCCCACCAACCCCUCUCCCACGGGAAAUGAUUACCCUGGAGACUCUUCUAGAAAAACUGGAAGGAGAAUUACAGGAAGCCAACCAGAACCAGCAGGCUUUAAAGAAAAGCUUCCUAGAACUGACCGAACUCAAACAUCUCCUGAAGAAAACCCAGGACUUCUUCGAGACCGAAACCAGCCUAGCUGAUGAUUUCUUUACGGAGGAUACCUCUGGCCUCCUGGAAUUGAGAGCCACGCCUGCAUAUGUGACUGGAAAGCUGGGGUUCACGGCCGGUGUGAUCAACAGGGAGAGGAUGGCUUCCUUUGAGAGGCUGCUGUGGAGAGUCUGCCGAGGGAACAUCUACCUGAAGUUCAGUGAGAUGGACGUGACUCUGGAGGAUCCCGUCACGAAAGAAGAAAUUAAGAAGAAUAUUUUCAUCAUAUUUUAUCAAGGAGAGCAACUCAGACAGAAAAUCAAGAAGAUCUGUGAUGGGUUUCGAGCCAUCAUAUAUCCCUGCCCGGAGCCCGCAGCGGAGCGCAGAGAGAUGCUGGCCGGCAUCAAUGUGAAGCUGGAAGAUUUAAUCACCGUCAUCACACAAACAGAGUCUCACCGUCAGCGCCUCCUCCAAGAAGCAGCUGCCAACUGGCACUCCUGGGUCAUUAAAGUGCAGAAGAUGAAAGCUAUUUACCACAUCCUGAACAUGUGCAACAUUGACGUCACCCAGCAGUGCGUCAUUGCUGAAAUCUGGUUCCCGGUGGCAGACACUGGGCGCAUCAAGAGGGCAUUAGAGCAAGGCAUGGAACUAAGUGGCUCCUCCAUGGUCCCCAUCCUGACUGCAGUGCAGUCUAAAACAUCUCCUCCCACAUUUAACAGGACCAAUAAAUUCACAGCUGGCUUCCAGAAUAUUGUAGAUGCAUAUGGUGUGGGCAGUUACCGGGAAAUAAACCCAGCUCCCUAUACCAUCAUCACAUUCCCCUUCCUCUUCGCUGUGAUGUUUGGAGACUGUGGUCAUGGGAUCAUCAUGCUCCUGGCAGCCCUUUGGAUGGUCCUUAAUGAGAGACGCUUGCUCUCCCAGAAGACCAACAACGAGAUCUGGAACACCUUCUUCCACGGACGCUAUCUGAUUCUCCUUAUGGGCAUCUUCUCCAUCUACACGGGCUUGAUUUACAAUGACUGCUUCUCCAAGUCUUUCAACAUCUUUGGCUCUUCUUGGAGUGUCCGACCGAUGUUCAGAAAUGGCACAUGGAAUGCACAUGUAAUGGAAACAAAUCCAUAUUUACAGCUGGACCCAGCCAUUCCAGGAGUGUACUCUGGAAAUCCAUACCCAUUUGGGAUUGAUCCGAUUUGGAACUUGGCUUCAAACAAACUAACGUUUUUGAACUCCUACAAGAUGAAGAUGUCAGUUAUCCUGGGAAUUGUCCAGAUGGUUUUCGGUGUUGUUCUCAGCCUUUUCAAUCAUGUAUACUUCGGAAGAACUCUCAACAUCGUUCUGCAGUUUAUUCCCGAGAUGAUUUUCAUCCUGUGUCUGUUUGGAUACUUGGUCUUCAUGAUCAUUUUCAAGUGGUGCCGCUUUGAUGUGCACAUGUCCUGGCACGCCCCAAGCAUCCUCAUCCACUUCAUCAACAUGUUUCUGUUUAACUAUGACGACCCUUCCAAUGCACCCCUGUACAGACAUCAGCAAGAAGUCCAAAGUUUCUUUGUUAUCAUGGCUUUGAUUUCUGUGCCUUGGAUGCUUCUGAUUAAGCCGUUUAUUCUUAGAGCCAAUCAUCAAAAAUCCCUGCUGCAGGCAUCCAUGAUCCAAGAAGAUGCCACCGAGGACAUUGAAGGUGACAACUCCAGCCCUUCCAUGAGCACAGGUCAGAGGGCUUCUGCAGGUGGCCACGGGGCUCAGGAUGACCAUGAAGAAGAGUUCAACUUUGGAGACAUCUUUGUGCAUCAAGCCAUCCACACGAUCGAGUACUGCCUGGGCUGCAUUUCAAACACAGCCUCUUACCUCCGGCUCUGGGCCCUCAGCCUGGCUCAUGCACAAUUGUCUGAAGUGCUCUGGACCAUGGUGAUGAACAUUGGCCUUCGCGUGCGAGGCUGGGGAGGACUCAUUGGAGUCUUUAUCAUUUUUGCCAUAUUUGCUGUUUUGACGGUAGCCAUCCUUCUGAUCAUGGAGGGUCUCUCUGCGUUCCUGCACGCCCUGCGACUACACUGGGUGGAGUUCCAGAACAAGUUCUAUGUCGGGGCCGGUUACAAGUUUUCUCCUUUCUCCUUUAAAUACAUCCUGGAAGGGACAUCGGAGGAAUAGCGGCAGGUCCCGUGGCUGCCGCAUGUUCUGCCUCAGUCUCUGUGCCUGUGAAAGAAGUUCAGCUUUGUCUUCGAUGUCAGCCUGUGCUAGGCGGUCAAUGGAUGAUUGUUCUUAGCUACCUGGAGACAGGAAGCCGUGUAUAUUUUACUUAUAAGCCUUGGAAUUUGAUACGACUUAACCAUGUCACAGAGGAACCGACCUCAUGUGGGGUCGUCAUUGUCAAAAACUGAAAUGACUGAGAAACGGGGAGCGCUACACUGAUGUUUUCCUGCAAUAUUGUGAGUAUUAUAUGCAAGAAAAUAAACUUCUGGGCCAUUUCCUUGUUCUUUAA